Messenger RNA from Necator americanus (New World hookworm), 5820 nucleotides. RefSeq lists its product as uncharacterized. The record is from RefSeq and is a predicted model, not a curated record. Gene Ontology annotation, biological process: intraciliary retrograde transport; protein localization to cilium. Gene Ontology annotation, cellular component: intraciliary transport particle A; nucleus. Gene Ontology annotation, molecular function: protein binding. NCBI's taxonomy places the organism in Eukaryota, Metazoa, Nematoda, Chromadorea, Rhabditida, Ancylostomatidae. The transcript is spliced from 47 exons. The coding region runs from base 1 to 5820 and encodes 1939 amino acids.
AUGGGUGGCGGUAACGAGAAUCCUUACACGAUCCAACCGCUACGCUCCAUCGCACCGCUUGGAGCGCAGCCGCUUGCGCAACUGCGCCGUGCUUCCUAUCGUUUUGAACCUAAUAUGGUUGUAAUGUGGUCCCUGUUAACUGUUGCGGCGUGGGAAGCAUGUUAUGGAACUGCUCUCAAGAUCUGCAACGGGACAGAAGCUGGCAAUCAUCAUAGUCUGCUCCUCAAAGGCAUUACUUUGAAUUUGAGCGGAAAAGCAGCUGAAGCUAUGCGACUGUUGGAAUCUCUGCGGGGAGGUGACUACGCUCUCGGAGCACUCCAUGCUUUGAAACAAUCCCAUAACAUGGCCGAAAACCCUGAUCGCCAAUCGCUCCAAGAACUCGAGUCUGCAAUUUCCGCGCUCGGCAACGUUCCAGUGAUGGGACAUUAUUCAGCGGCAGAGGUGUUGUUCUUCAUGAAGGAAUACAAUCAAGCCAAGCCAAUUCUGGACAGAAUCGUGAAAACUAACCCAGAAAAUGUUUUGAUCACCUGCCUCUCCGGAUGGACGGAGAUUUACCUUCGACGGGACCAGAAGUCAACGAUUGAGUUGUUUGAGCAAGCUAUAGCGGGCCGCUAUCUGGACGGAUACGUUGGAAAAAUGACUGUCCUGGCUGCCAGGCAACUUGCGAAUGACAUGAAGGCUCUUGGAAAAGAAGCGCUUACGGUUUCGUUUGGACAUAUUCCUUUCCAUAUUGAGUCUGCACGAGCUUGUCUACUAGCAAAAGAAUGGAAUAAUACUUUUCAAGCUUUGCAGAACUCAAACAUUGUUGAGUCCGACAACGUAUUAAUCCAGUUCUUACUGUCUGUUUAUUCGAUAUGUUCAGCUGGCACUAAAAUCGAGUCCUCACUCAGCGACUUACAGGCUGCACUUGAUUCAGCGGAAGGCGAUAAUCAUGUUCUGCUCGCUAAUAUGGCCAGUGCCCUUUACAGAAUGGCAGCUCGAAACAGGACAGUGCUUGCUUUUGCCAGAGAACUGCUUGCUCGAGCUAAUAAGAAAUAUCGCCGUCACAAAUACGUUGUCGAUGAGCUGAGAGUUGCGAUAUCGCUUGAUGAUGUCAGAGAAGUGACAGCCAAAGUUAAGGAACUCAUGUCAUUGGACAGUGAUGAUCCUUACGCUGUGCUUGGAGUAGCACUAUCUAAUCUCAUGACCGGACAAGUAGAUGAUGCUUCCACUCAACUAACCUUCAUGAAAGAAGCAAAUCCCAAUAUCUCUAACUUUACCAUAUACCAUUUUGUCAGCGCUGCAGUUGCAAAAUACAAAGACAACUCAUACGAGAAGUUCAUGCAAAUGGUGAAUGACUGUAUUGCAAUCCACUUUGACAAACUUCAGGCAAUGCCGUAUGGAGUAGAGUAUUUGCGCACCCUUGAUUCUGACUUUCUUAUGGGUAUCGUCUAUCAAAUCAUGGAUUAUGCGCCACUUGUCCCGAUGAAAUCUACGAACGACACGUUGAAGACGGCCGAACGCAUUCUUAAUACCGUCGUCGAACAAUCGCCAGGUAUCAGUCAAGCAUACUAUAUCCUUGCUCGAUGCCUAUUUCUGCAUUCCGAAUGGGACGCCGCUGAUCGAAUGAUUGACAGUUGUCUCCAGAAGAAUGAAACAAUAGCCGACGCUUAUCUGCUCAGAGCAGAGAUCAAACUGAUGAAAGGACAGGUUGCUGAAGCCGAUACUUGUCUCAACACCGGUCUCAGCUUCAACUUUUCUAUAAGAGAAAGCUCCAUUUUCCACUUAAUAAAGGCCAAAGUACAUAAGCAAAAGAAUGAAGUGGAGAAAGCAGCGGAUCUCUUGAAAGCUGGUCUUAAACUACCUCAGAAAGAACGUUCAACGAAUCUCCUUGCGAAAAAGGAGAGUGGGGAUAGUCAGCGUAUAUCCAUACAACUGGAACUCAUCGACUGCCUUCAAUCAAUGAAGCAAAUGCAAGAAGCUGAGACCAUUAUGGAUGAAGCAAUAAAGGAAUGGAAAGGUAAACCUGAAGAGGAGCAACUGUUUUUGAUGAAUGCUCAACUACACGUUGCGAAAGGUGAUGUCGACGGAGCUCUUGCGAUACUAAAUACGGUGGAACCUGGACAACCAAACUAUCACUCUGCUCGUGUAAAAAUGGCCGAAAUAUACUUAGAAGAGAAACAUGAUAGAGUAAUGUUCACCAUGUGUUACAGAGAACUGCUUCAAACAGCACCAACAUCAGCAACUUAUGCAUUGUUAGGAGAUGCCUACAUGAGUGUGCAAGAGCCAGAGAAAGCUAUCGAAUCAUACGAAACUGCAUUAAAAAUGUCAAACAAGGAUAUGGCAUUGACAGAAAAGAUUGGUGAAGCAUACGUGUUGUGUCAUCUUUACAGCAAGGCUGUGAACUUUUACGAGUCCGUUAUGAACUCGACGAAAGACAAACAUGAAGAACCAAAUCCGAUAGAUCCAGUUACAAUCUCUGCCCACGUACAAUUUCUGAAGUUACUUGCGGAAGUAGAAUUUGAGGGAGGAAAGCACACUGAGGCUUUGAAUGAUUUGAGCACAGCGAAAAAUCUGCAGAUGAAACUUGUAGCGAAAAAUGACUCUCCAGCCAAUCAAAAGGUCAAGAAAGAGAUGGCCGAGAUUCUAUGUAGUCAAGCAGAAAUCUACAGUAACGCACAUGAUCAUAAAAUGGUAAUUGAAAAAUACAAAGAGGCAUUGACGUACAAUGAAACAGAUAUAAAGACAAUUCUUGCGUUGGCCAACCGCUAUCUAACCACUAACAAGCUGGCGGAGUGCAAGCAAAUGUGCGAAAUAGCGUUGUCGAUCGACAGAGAUAAUGAUGAAGCCACUCUUAUGGUUGCCGACAUGCUGUACACUAACAAUGAUACGGAUAAAGCAAUCGUACACUUCGCACAAUUGCUCGAAAAAUAUCCCAAUCAUUACCAUGCGUUGGCCCGUUGCGUUGAGUUAGCGUGGCGUGCAGGUCAUGUUGAUCAAGCGGAAAAGUUCCUGAAGAAAGCAAUCGAGAACAAUCCUCGAGCUGCCAAGGAUGCUGGAUAUAACUAUUGCAAAGGUCUACAUGAAUGGUAUUCUGGAGAACCGAACGCAGCUUUGCAAGCAUUCAAUCGAGCCCGUCGGGACCUGGAAUGGGGUGAACGGGCGUUAUACAACAUGAUAGAAAUUGUACUUAAUCCGGAUAAUGAGGUCAUUGGAAGCGAGGCGUUGGAUCAGGAGAGAGGUGAUGACGCUGACAGAGAGAUGGCAGCAAAGACAGCGGAGCGUUUUCUUAAGGAAGUUACGUUCAAGAACAACAAUUCCAAGUACGUGCUGAUGGAAAACUCGAUUCUUGUUGCAAGUGGCGUGCGCGCGAACAUCCAGCGAGCGCUCGAUAGACUACUACCGAUAGUGGGGACCGAGGGGGACAAAGUUUCCAGUGUUGGUGCUGUAUUGAUUGUGGCCAGAGCGUAUAUAUUGAUGAAGCAGACACCUAAAGCAAAGGCACUACUCAAAAGAGUCGUUGGACAUCCUUGGACUCUGGAGGAUGCGGAUUAUCUGGAAAAGUGCUGGUUGUUGCUCGCAGAUCUAUAUAUCAAUCAGAACAAACCAGAUCAGGCGAACGCAAUUCUGCGAACAGUGCUACAGCACAAUGCGAGCUCAAUAAAAGCAUUUGAAUUUUUGGGGCAACUUCGUGAACGCGAACAAAAGUUCAGUGACGCGGCAGCAAACUACGAUGACGCCUGGAAGCUGAGUCGAAUGAGAAAUCCAGCAGUAGGAUACAAGCUCGCUUACAACUUGCUGAAAUGCAAACGACUCUUCGAUUGCAUCGAAGUUUGUCAUCAAGUCCUAAAGCAGUAUCCAACUUAUCCCAAGAUUAAGAAGGAGAUUAUGGAUAAAGCAAGAAUGAGUAUACGAACAUACAUAGCUGGAUCGGUCAUUUCGAAAGUUCUUCACCAAGCAUUGGUCAUGCAAUCUAACGGAAGUGACAUGCUAGCUUCCAUUCCUAUGCCAACUAGUGCUCCGCCUCCACCUUCUUCAGCAGCUAACGAAGCAUGGGAAAAAGCACAACAAGCUUUGAAAAAGAUAUCUCCAAUGAAACCUCCGAACAAUCAAGCACAGCCACCUGUACCUCAACCUCCAAAUGCUCAUACGCUCAUGAUGCAGUACUAUCCCUGGAUGGCUCAUUCUUAUGGUAUGCAGUAUCCUCCGCCUCCAGGCUAUUCCAUGGGGUAUCAGCAACAGAACUAUCCGCAAAUGCCGCCAACGAACAAUCAGCAACAGUGGAACAACAAUCAGAAAUCUUGGAACAACCAAAAACAGUGGAACAAACGACCGCCUCAACAGCAGAAGCAGCCGCAGACUCAAACUCCAAAGAAAUUCACGCCAUUCUCCCUAGCACCGAGAGUUGCAGCCGCCAAUCAGAAGACAGUGCUACAACCGGCGCAGUCCGUCGCAAAUAGUCUGGGGCCGGGCGGACUUGGUGUGAUGCCAGAGAAUGUUAGACGCUAUGUGGAACGAGCGUAUCUGGCAGCACAAAGCGCCGAGGAUCGUCAAAAGGUGCAGGAGUAUCUUGAGAAGCGGCUGCGACCGCUGUUGCAGGCGGGCACUACUCGAGCUGUCGACUGGGAUCGUGAGCCGCUACCACAUGAACGUAACUACGAACUACCUGCCGCUUGGACUCCGGCAGCAACACUGCGUGCUUCCCUACAAGCCAAUCUGAACAGAAACACAGCGCAUCAACAUUCUAAGCAUGAUCGUGAUCGGAAGCGGUCAGCAUCGCCAGACGGCUCUGACGGUGAUAAGGCGAAACGCGACCGACGUAGCAGUAGCAGUUCAAGUGACGUGGAGAUUGUCAAAGUCAAGUCAAUUGUUUCGAAAAAGAAGUCUAAAAAGGAACUAAAAAGGGAAGCAAAAGCUGCAAAAAAGGAGAAGUUAAAACAAAAUAAUGGGCAAAAAGUUCAGAAGAAGGAGCAACCACAAUGGCACAUUGAGGAGGAUUCGAGCAGAAUGGAGGAAAGAGCCCGAAGGUUUGCAGAUGAUGCACGUGUUGCAGUUGCGUCUGUUAUAGCGUCUGCUCGCCCAAUACGAAUGCGACUUGUUAAAGGAACUUGUCAAAGUGUUGAGAAAAGCUUUUUCAGGUUAACAUCGGCUCCAGAUCCAAGUCAAGUACGUCCUCCAGAGAUUCUUGAGAAGUCCUUAGAAAAUGUUAAGAACAAAUAUAGGGAAGGAGCUGCGUAUCAGUACUUGUCAGACCAGCUGCGAUCUAUAAGACAGGACCUCACUGUACAACGGGUAAGGAAUAGUUUCACGGUCCUAGUGUAUGAGAUCAACGCCAGGAUAGCUCUUGAAAAUAAGGACAGCCAGGAAUUCAAUAAGUGUCAGAGUCAGCUGAAACUCCUGUAUAGUGAGAUUCCGGAUUGCCCAAAUGAACCGGAAUUUGUCGCUUAUCGUCUUUUAUACUAUAUUGCUAUGUCGAACUCGUUAGACGUUUCAUCUUUGUUAAAAAGACUACCAGACUCGAUGCGGUCUGAGGAGUGUGUGUCAUUUGCGAUGAAAGUACGUCGUGCUGUAGCUUUAGAAAAUUAUCCUACUCUUUUCAGGUUGUUCAAGAAUGCACCGAAGAUGUGUCCGUUCCUCAUGGAUAUGUUCAUUGAGCGUGAACGUAAGGCAUUCCUCAUUCAAAUAUUUAAAUCGUUCCGUCCGACAAUUCCAGUUAAGAAGGUGAGUGAAUGGUUGGGAAUGUCUGAGCCAACUCUUGUUGAAUGGUUGAAUUUGCUGGAAAUCGAGUGUGAAGUUGGUGGUACGAUAGAUUGUCGCAUAUAUGCGGCUAAAACGUUUUAG